Saprolegnia parasitica CBS 223.65 is the source of this 909-nucleotide messenger RNA. RefSeq lists its product as hypothetical. The record is from RefSeq and is a predicted model, not a curated record. Lineage: Eukaryota; Oomycota; Saprolegniomycetes; Saprolegniales; Saprolegniaceae. Bases 1 to 909 code for a protein of 302 amino acids. The transcript is spliced from 2 exons.
AUGUCGCUCCUGGACCUCUCGACCGAUGACGCCGACGAUGGCUUCGGUCUCGCCGUCGACGAACUCGAGAUGGACAUCGGCGCCGACAUCUUUCGCCCGUCCGCGACCCUUGCCGACGACAGCUUCCUCAAGGACGAGUUCAGCCUCGAUGCCAUGAGCCUCGAACCGCUCUUGUUCUGUGAGUUUGGCCCCUUCUCGCCGCCGUCGUCGCCGCGUCUGCGCAAGAAGGACGCGAGUUUCACGCACACGGCGACUGGCAGCAUCAAGCCCGAGCCUGCGACGUCGCUGCCACCCAAGUACUUCAAGACCAUCAAGUCGUUCUCGUUCUCGACACCGCCACCUGAGCCCAUUGCGCCCGUCGCUGCGACGCCUUUGACUGUGGUGACGAGAACGUCGUCGUCACCCAAGCCGAUUCGCCCCAAGAAGGUCGACGAAGACGUCGUUAUCAAGGAAGAGGCUAUUGAGGCGGAACCGGAGCCCGUUGUGACGCCCAAGCGACAGGCGGCGCGCAUGCUAUUGGCGCCUACGCCGACUGCGUCGCCAGUGGCCUCGCCCCAGGCGUCACCGGCCUCACCACUGCGCGUAAUGCCGUCAUCGCCGUCCAUGGCGACCCCCAUCUACAUCAAGAAGGAAGUGGUCGAUGACGCGUUCUCACCAAUGCUGGAGAAGUCGACGACCAAAAAUGUCGUGUCGUCGGCCAAGUGGACGACGUUGCAGGACAUGCCGACGCUGCCGCCGCGCUACUACCGUGGUCCCGACUCGUCGCCGGAGAAGAAGCGCGCGCACUCGACGACCUUCGGACGCAUGUCGUCCUUCUCGUUCAAGAUGCCCAAGCUCGCAGCCGCCAAGACCGACGACGACAGCGUCAAUCUCAUGAAGCGAGGUGCGGCCAUGGGCCAGCAGCCGUAG